AUGUCACGUCGAUCGAUUCAUAACAGUACUUCUUCCAUUAAACAAAGGCAGUUAUCACAUUUGAAUGCACAACUGGCACAAUUACAAGCAAACCUUACCGAUUUGGACAACUUGAUAAAGAUUACUGCAAUUCAAGCGGAGUACAUUGAGAAGAUUGGGUUAAUGCAUGGAUCUUUGUUCAUGGCCAGCCAUGAUGUGUUUGAACGAGAGAGUUUUGCAGCAGCAAACUUUGCAGAGACUGUUCAAGAUCAAAAUGAGGAACAAGAGUUGGACAGUAAGGGUGGUUGA
Messenger RNA from Komagataella phaffii GS115, 288 nucleotides. RefSeq lists its product as hypothetical. The transcript has a single exon. Gene Ontology annotation, biological process: attachment of spindle microtubules to kinetochore. The coding region runs from base 1 to 288 and encodes 95 amino acids. The record is from RefSeq and is a predicted model, not a curated record. Gene Ontology annotation, cellular component: DASH complex. Lineage: Eukaryota; Fungi; Ascomycota; Pichiomycetes; Pichiales; Pichiaceae.